AUGUCUCUCUUCGCCUCGCUCAACAAGCCCGCGGGCCAACCAGCCUUUGGCGCCACCACGACUGGUGCUUUUGGCCAGUCGCAGCCAGCCCAACCGCAGCAGUCCAACACCAUCUUUGGCCAGUCGCUGAACCCUCAGCAAGCGAACCCCCAGCAGCAGCCGCAGCUGUCGCAAUCAUUAGGGCAGCCCCAGACCGCCCAGCUUGGAAGCUCGCUAUGGCAACCAGCGGCCGCAGCUCCUCACCAGAAAUCGGUCACAGAUCAGAUGGGCCUGCUUUACGAGAAAUGGAACCCUGCCAGUCCCAACUGUGUCUUUAAGCACUACUUCUACAACAAAGUCGACGAGGCGCGCAUCCCUUACUACCAACCGGGCCCUAACGAGGAUCCCAAGGAAUGGGAGGAGGCGCUGCAGAACAAGCCGGCACCGGGCUUCAUGCCCGUUCAAGCAUCUGGGUUCCAGACGUUGGCGGAGAGGUUGUUGGUCCAGAAGAAGGCCAUCAGCACGUUCAACGCCAAGCUCCACGAGAUCAACGCCAGCCUCGACGCCAUUCUGUCACGACACGACCUGGAGACCAGCGUGCGGUCCCUCACGGCGAGGAGGCGGCAUGCGGAGCUCAGCAAGCGAUGCUUGGCCCUGGCAGCAAAGAUCCAGGUGCUGAGGAAUCGCGGCUACUCGCUCACCGGCGAUGAGGACGACCUUAAGCAGAAGCUGCAGGCGAUCGAGCGUGGCAUGCAGGACCCGGCGCUGAGCGCCCGCAUGGAGGAGCUGUGGAGCCGGCUGAUUGUGCUGCGCAACUACUCUGAGGCGCUCCGAUCAGAAGUGAGCAAGCGCGGUCUCGGAGAGGCUGAAGGCCUGGAUGAGGAGAUUGAGCAGAAGGCGAAGAAGAUUUUGGAGGACUAUGAGAAGCAGCUGCAGCACCUCAAGAAGGAGACGGAGCUGCUGCACAAAGACUUUGAGGCCUAUGACAAGGAGCAGGCUGCUUCGGCCGCGAGAUGA
Molecule: messenger RNA, 996 nt
Organism: Thyridium curvatum
Lineage: Eukaryota; Fungi; Ascomycota; Sordariomycetes; Thyridiales; Thyridiaceae
Exons: 3
Coding region: 1-996 (331 amino acids)
Biological process (GO): protein localization to nuclear inner membrane; nuclear pore organization; NLS-bearing protein import into nucleus
Cellular component (GO): nuclear pore; nuclear pore central transport channel
Molecular function (GO): structural constituent of nuclear pore
Source: RefSeq, a predicted model, not a curated record